UAUAAACACAGUCAAGUGACUGCCCCAUGAUUUGAGAUGCAAUCUGUAGAUACAGCGUCAGUGGUUAUGUCUGUGUCCAGUUCUUCACAACCCGACCCCCGGGACCCGGUUUUCACCCCCAGGAACCACCAUGAUAAAGGAAUGGAGGCGUACAAUUGUUUGUGCUUUUCCUUUAUCCUCGUUCUCGGUACUAUUCUAAUCAUCUUUGUAGUGGGUAUUAUAAGAGCCAGUAUGUCGCCGGACGGGUACGAGCUGGGUAACAUGGUGUUUAUGGCUCUGUGUAUCGCCCUCCUCAUCAUGCUGAUUUUGACUUCACUUACCUGUCUGUGCAUGUGUCACAAACAUACUACAAAUAUAGAGGGAGACCCGGGCCAACACAAGAAUGGAUCAAGUAAAGGUGGUGCUUAUUACAUUGUGGGUUGGAACAUGAAAAUUCUAAAACAAUCAGGCAACGAUUGUCCAAUAUGCUGGGAGAGAAUGGAUUCCAACCAUGAACUGAAAGCAAAACUCAUCUGUCAGCAUGUGUUCCAUUUCCGAUGCUGGGAGAAAUAUUCCCGGACAGCUCAGGCUCCGUCCGUGUGUUGUCCCCUAUGCCGAGCCAUACCCAUCAAAUUCCCGGGGGUGGAGCGAAUCAAGUCAGACUUUAAAAUUUUUAUUGAUCACUUCCGAUGUUUUGCACCUCGCAGAAACCCUUCUGAUGACACAGGAGUGGCAAUGAUUAAUGUGUGAUCAUCCCCAAGCUACCCUGAAGCUUUUCUGUGCUACAAGACUUUAACACCCGGCACUGGUAGACAUAGUCAUAUACCCAUGUCUAGUCAUUCGUAGCUUUCAAAAGUGUACCUUAGCAAAAUUUGGAGGUGUUAGCCGGACAUAUUUAGCUCUUACACACUUCUGAGAAUCAGGAGGUCGUUUCUUUGAUGAAAAAGUUUCCAAAGACUUUUUUUUAUAAAUAUGAUUGUGCUGUAUUCAGAGAAGUAAUAACGAAAACUUCGGAAGCGUCCUCUUAUUUUUUUUCAGAAAUAUCUGAAUGUCUCACAGAGAACAGACAUUGAACAGGUCCUGUUGUUCAUUCACUGGUGCUAUAUAGAAUAUGAUCCGGUCUUAUUGUCGCUGCUGAUUAUAUAGUGCUUAUAUUAUAGGCAAUAUUUACUUCGAAUAUUAUGUACAUUAUAGACCGGUGGGCCUUUAUAAUGUAUAAGUACAUGUAUAUAACAGGGUAAAUGUAUACCUCUGUUUUAUCUUUGGUGAUGAUGCAAUUCAUGACAGAGGAAGCGUUCAAUGAGAUUUUAGAGUUCACGGUUGUCAUUCCAUUUAUGUUUCUGUUUUACAGUUUUUAUACAUUGUUAUAAUUUUUAAUAAAUUUUACUACUUUCU
Molecule: messenger RNA, 1374 nt
Organism: Saccostrea echinata
Lineage: Eukaryota; Metazoa; Mollusca; Bivalvia; Ostreida; Ostreidae
Exons: 6
Coding region: 37-729 (230 amino acids)
Source: RefSeq, a predicted model, not a curated record